This is a messenger RNA of Lemur catta (Ring-tailed lemur), 7221 nucleotides long. It is a transcript of the gene ARAP2, whose product is annotated as ArfGAP with RhoGAP domain, ankyrin repeat and PH domain 2. The transcript has 32 exons. The coding region runs from base 160 to 5286 and encodes 1708 amino acids. Gene Ontology annotation, biological process: positive regulation of GTPase activity; signal transduction. NCBI's taxonomy places the organism in Eukaryota, Metazoa, Chordata, Mammalia, Primates, Lemuridae. The record is from RefSeq and is a predicted model, not a curated record. Gene Ontology annotation, molecular function: protein binding; GTPase activator activity; phosphatidylinositol-3,4,5-trisphosphate binding.
UAAGCACAUAAAGCAGUCACUGUGGAGUGGAGAAAAAUAACAUUUUGAGAAAUUUUCCAGUCACAAUUGAUAAAGAAAAAAAACAAUAGAGAAGUGCAUCCUCUUGGAUAUCUCAUUGUACUGCUUUUUAUAAUUCAGCUUAGUAAUGAAGCCACCAUUAUGUCCUCAGUCAGUGAAGUGAAUGUGGAUAUUAAAGAUUUCCUAAUGACCAUUAAUUUGGAGCAGUACCUCCUAUGCUUCCGUGAGUCUGGUUUUAAUACUGUGAGGGACUGUGCAGCGAUAAAUGACAGUGUGCUACACAAAAUUGGAAUAUCACCUACAGGACACCGUCGGAGGAUACUUAAACAGUUACAAAUAGUCUUGUCAAAAAUGCAGGACAUGUCAAUAUAUGCAAAUGUUCAUAAAACAAAGAAGAAUGAUGACACUUCAAAGGAUCACCGUGCUACAUCUCCUGAUCAGAAGACCUGCAUAGAACUCUCAGAUUCUGUUAGUGUUCUGACCACGAGCCAGCCACAGUUGGAGACUGUUACAAAAAGUCCUGAUGCAAAUGAUUUUAGUGUGGAAAAUAGCCAACCUCUGCAAUCAGACGAUAGAUUGUCUCUUUCUAAACAUGACCUUCCUGUUUCAGAAGAACCACACUCAAAUAUGGAAUCUUUUCAUGAUUCUUUUUUUGGUAGUGAAAAUGUUAAAAUAGAAUCUUUGAUUACAAAGAAGACUAUGGAUUGCACAAUCGAAGAACAACAAACAGAAAAAGUUAAUUUUAUCUCAGAAAAUCUCAGCAAGCUUCCUAAGGAAGACCCUGAAUGCAUUUCUUCUGCUGGCUGUUCAACCUCAGAAGCAGAUUCCGGAAAUGGACCUAAUGGUGUGUUAGAAAGAUCACCACCAUCCCCGUUCUUUCAAUUUCAAGGAGAAAUGGUUGUAAAUGAUUUGUAUGUUCCAUCGUCACCAAUCCUAUCGCCUAUGAGAAGUCGUAGCAAGUUGGUUUCAAGACCAUCUCGAUCUUUUCUGCUGAGACAUCGGCCUGUACCAGAGAUCCCAGGGUCAACAAAAGGAGUUUCAGGGAGCUAUUUCCGUGAGAGAAGAAACAUUGCUACCUCAACUGGAAAAUCUGUGACAUGGCAAAAGUCAAAUGAAGAGAAGUCAUCUUCCAUCUUUCCUUAUGGAGAGACCUUUCUCUUCCAGAAACUAGAAAAUUCCAAGAAAAGGUCUAUAAAGAAUGAAUUUUGGACCCAUGAAGAAACACUCAAAGGGGAAUCAACUACUGCAGGGAACUCUUUUAUCAUCAGAUCAAGCAUAUAUGAUAACAGGAAGGAGAAAAUAAGUGAAGACAAAGUGGAAGAUAUUUGGAUACCUCGAGAGGACAAAAACAAUUUCCUGGUAGACUCUGCUUCCGAAUCAGAAUACUCAACGGUAGAAGAAUGCUUUCAGAGUUUAAGAAGAAAAAAUUCAAAGGCGUCUAAAUCUAGGACUCAAAAAGUGUUGAAUUUGGACCCUGUUAAUAGGCACAGUUACCCAUUAAGCUCAACAAGUGGAAAUGCUGAUUCAUCAACCGUUUCCUCAAACUCAAUAUCUCCGUAUGCCUGUUUCUAUGGAUCAUCUGCAAGGAAGGUUAAAUCGGGGUGGCUAGACAAACUCUCUCCUCAAGGAAAACGCAUGUUUCAGAAGAGAUGGGUGAAAUUUGAUGGCCUUAGCAUUUCUUACUACAAUAAUGAGAAGGAAAUGUAUUCAAAAGGAAUAAUUCCACUUUCUGCUAUAUCAACAGUACGAGUUCAAGGAGACAACAAAUUUGAAGUUGUUACAACACAAAGAACUUUUGUUUUUAGAGUAGAAAAAGAAGAGGAAAGAAAUGACUGGAUCAGCAUACUGUUAAAUGCACUGAAAUCGGAGUCCCUUACCUCGCAGUCUCAAGCAGUUGUUACACCUGAGAAAUGUGGAUAUCUUGAAUUGAGAGGAUAUAAAGCCAAAAUUUUUACUGUGUUAAGUGGAAAUAGUGUGUGGCUUUGUAAAAAUGAACAGGAUUUUAAGAGUGGACUUGGUAUUACCAUAAUUCCUAUGAAUGUAGCAAAUGUAAAGCAAGUGGACCGAACUGUGAAACAGUGUUUUGAAAUAAUCACUCCCUAUCGGAGUUUCAGCUUUACAGCAGAGUCUGAAAAAGAGAAACAAGACUGGAUUGAAGCUGUGCAGCAGUCGAUAGCAGAAACUCUCUCUGAUUAUGAAGUAGCUGAGAAGAUUUGGUUCAAUGAGUCCAACAGGAGCUGUGCAGAUUGCAAAGCCCCGGAUCCAGACUGGGCAUCCAUCAAUCUCUGUGUUGUCAUCUGUAAGAAGUGUGCAGGACAACAUAGAUCUUUGGGACCCAAAGAUUCCAAGGUUAGAAGUCUAAAGAUGGAUGCCAGCAUUUGGAGUAAUGAGCUCAUAGAGCUUUUUAUUGUCAUUGGAAACAAGAGAGCAAAUGACUUUUGGGCUGGUAAUCUCCAAAAGGAUGAAGAAUUACACAUGGACUCACCAGUAGAAAAGAGAAAAAACUUUAUUACUCAGAAAUAUAAAGAAGGAAAAUUCAGAAAGACCCUUUUGGCAUCUCUCAGCAAAGAAGAAUUAAAUAAGGCCCUGUGUGCUGCUGUGGUGAAGGCAGAUGUUCUGGAAACAAUGGCUUUGCUGUUCAGUGGGGCAGAUGUCAUGUGUGCAACUGGAGACCCCGUGCACAGCACGCCCUACCUACUGGCCAAGAAGGCCGGCCAGAGUCUGCAAAUGGAGUUCCUCCAUCACAACAAGUUCUCAGAUUUCCCUCAGCAUGACGUUCAUUCUGAGGGUGGAUUAAAUCAAGAGUCUUCGCAGUCCACGUUCCUCUGUGACUUUUUGUAUCAAGCUCCUUCUGCUGCUUCUAAACUCUCUUCAGAGAAAAAACUGCUUGAAGAGACAAAUAAAAAGUGGUGUGUUUUGGAAGGAGGCUUCUUGAGUUACUAUGAAAAUGACAAGUCUACCACGCCUUAUGGCACCAUUAAUAUCAAUGAAGUUAUCUGCCUGGCUAUACAGAAAGAGGACUUCUAUUUAAAUACUGGGCCCGUCUUUAUCUUUGAGAUCUAUUUACCCUCAGAACGUGUGUUUUUAUUUGGAGCUGAAACAUCUCAAGCUCAAAGAAAAUGGACAGAGGCAAUAGCUAAGCAUUUUGUUCCCUUGUUUGCUGAAAGCUUAACAGAAGGUGACUAUGAUUUGAUUGGUCAACUCUUCUACAAAGACUGUCAUGCCCUGGAUCAGUGGAGAAAAGGCUGGUUUGCUAUGGACAAAUCUAGUUUGCAUUUUUGCCUUCAAAUGCAAGAAGUUCAGGAAGAUAGAAUGCGCUUAAGAAGACUGCAAGAGCUAACAAUCAGCACAAUGGUUCAAAAUGGGGAAAAACUGGACGUCUUACUCUUGGUAGAAAAAGGGAGAACAUUAUACAUCCAUGGGCAUACCAAGUUGGAUUUCGCAGUCUGGCGUACUGCAAUUGAAAAAGCAGCAGGUACAGAUGGUAAUGCUUUACAAGAUCAGCAGCUCAGCAAAAAUGACGUUCCCAUUAUAGUGAACAGCUGCAUAGCAUUUGUUACGCAGUAUGGUUUAGGAUGCAAAUAUAUCUAUCAAAAGAAUGGUGAUCCUUUGCACAUAAGUGAACUCCUGGAGAGUUUCAAGAAGGAUGCAAGAAGCUUUAAACUGAGGGCUGGGAAACAUCAGCUUGAAGAUGUGACGGGUGUGUUGAAAAGUUUUCUCUGUGACAUUGAAGAUGCACUUCUCACCAAGGAGCUCUAUCCGUACUGGAUCUCCGCUUUAGAUACACAGGAUGAAAAAGAAAGAAUUAAAAAGUAUGGAGCAUUUAUACGUACUCUUCCAGGGGUCAACCGAGCAACUUUGGCAGCUAUAAUUGAACACCUUUACAGGGUUCAGAAAUGUUCGGAAAUCAAUCACAUGAACGCCCAUAAUUUGGCCUUGGUCUUUUCAUCCUGUUUGUUUCAAACGAAGGGACAAACUAGCGAAGAAGUGAAUGUAAUUGAGGACUUAAUUAAUAAUUAUGUAGAAAUAUUCGAGGUUAAAGAAGACCAAGUCAAACAAAUGGACAUAGAAAAUAGCUUUAUUACCAAAUGGAAAGACACUCAAGUUUCCCAGGCUGGAGAUUUGUUAAUUGAAGUAUACGUAGAAAGAAAGGAACCUGACUGUAGUAUUAUAAUUCGGAUAUCUCCUGUGAUGGAAGCAGAAGAGUUAACUAAUGAUAUGUUAGCAAUAAAAAAUAUCAUUCCUACAAAAGGUGACAUUUGGGCCACAUUUGAAGUCAUCGAAAAUGAAGAACUAGAGCGACCUCUUCACUACACAGAAAAUGUGCUGGAGCAGGUGCUUCGGUGGAGUUCAUUAGCUGAACCUGGCUCUGCCUAUCUGGUGGUGAAGAGAUUUUUAACCACUGACACAAUUAAACACUACAGCGAGAGGAGUGCACUGGAAAGUGUCAAAGAAGGAGUCUUGAAAGUCAAAGAAGAACCAUCUAAAAUACUGUCUGGAAAUAAGUUUCAAGACCGGUAUUUUGUUUUACGAGAUGGAUAUCUCUUUCUUUACAAGGACAUGAAGAGUAGUAAGCAUGACAAAAUGUUUCCCCUCAGUUCAAUGAAGUUUUAUCUUGGAGUGAAGAAGAAAAUGAAGCCUCCAACAAGUUGGGGAUUGACAGCAUACUCUGAAAAACAUCACUGGCACCUGUGUUGUGACAGUUCGCAAACUCAGAUGGAAUGGAUGGCCGGUGUUUUUAUUGCCCAGCAUGAAAAUGAUAUAUGGCCACCAGCUGGAAAGGAACGGAAACGUUCAAUAACCAAAAAUCCCAAAAUCGGAGGUUUGCCUCUAAUUCCCAUCCAACACGAGAAGAAUGCAACCCAAGCCAGGAGAAAUAUUGAGAGUGCAAGAGCAGAACUUGAAAGGCUGCGGCUCAGUGAGAAGCAUGAGAGGGAGUCUGUGGACUCAAGCUUAAGGGAGAGGGCCUCCAUGGUGGCCCAGUGCCUGGAGCACAAGGACGACAGACUUCGAACCCGAACCCGGAAACAUCGGAGUCUCAACUGCCUGGAGGACACAGAGGCGGAGGCCCCACAAGUACAUCAGAAAGGCCAUAAAGGCCUAAAGACAUUGAGGAAGACUGAGGACAGGAAUAACAAAGCUACUUUGGACUCUGAUCAUAAGUUACCAUCAAAGGUAAUUGAAGAACUUAGUGUGGUUCUACAACGGUCAAGAACCCUUCAGAAAGAGUUGCAGGAUGAGCAGACUCUGCAGAAAGAAAUAAAAUGAAUUGGUCUCCCAAUUUUUAUUUUAAUAUUGUAUACAAUGUGUGUAAAUCAGAAACCAAACUAUAAGAUAAUUCAUAAGAAUUUAUCUGUCUGUAGGCAAAUGUGUCUAUACUCAAGAAAUUUAUCUAUACUUACGCAUUUAAAGAGCAUUUUAAAAUAUGUAUAUAUGUGAUUAAGUGUAAGAUUAACUUUAUUUUGGUCUAAACAAAGCUUGUAAAGUUCAAUUGUAUUAACCUUGUGUAAGAAGGCGUUGCAUUCCUUUAAGUGGUCAGCCUUUUAAAGCAGUCUAUUAUAUGGUGUAAUUUAUGAGCAGAAAUCUCAAACUGUACUGUAUUGUAUAAAAUGCUGUGUUUAAAUGAAGCCUAUGAAACUAUCUGUAACAUAGUUUGCACUUUGAAAAACCUUGUAUAUUAAAUUACCAUAUGUUUUUAGGUUUACAUGGGAUCCACCUUAGGGAAAAGUAAGGGAAGUAAAUUGAAAAGGGGGGAGUUUAUUUUACUGGCUGCCUAACAAGCAACACUGGGGUUUUAAAAAGAGGCAAAAAGUUAACAAAUGUCCUACAAAGCAAAGAAUUGAGCCAAGAUUCAUUCUAGUUCACUAAUGAGCAGAACUUGUUAAUGAGAAACUGCUUGUUAGGAAAAAAAUCCACUGUUUUCCCAAGAGUUGUAUUCAGCCAACAGAUGUGAAUAAUGGCACUGGCCACUCUUAUCUAUGGUGUCAGAGAACCAGCCACGUCGUACAAGUCACUACACUGGGGCUCUUUGCCAGUUGCUGCUCAGAGGAGACUUCCGCUGCGUUGCAGAGAUCGUACUCACAGGCCCUGGCUUGAGGGCCACGUGUGCUGUUGCUGUCCGCAGGCAGGUUUUUGGAGUUCUGAACUAUUGGUACGAACAAAAUUCAUCACAGGGUCUUGUUUCUGUUGUUGUUUGGUUUUUUUAUUGUUUUAUGUUUAUGUCUUAUUAUUUUAAGUUAGGUUGUAAUGUCUCUCUCUGGAUUGCCAGAACUAAUUGGAAGCACAUAACAUAUAUGGCCAUGUUGGGGUAUGGAGAUAGUUUACUACACGUUUGGCAGCUACCUGUUCACAUUUAAUCUAGUCUUUUUUUUCUUUUUUUUUUUUUUUUCAAUAAAGCAGUGGUAUCCUCCCUGUGCCUAAAAAUAAUGAGCCCUUUAUUUUUGUUUCCAUAUAAAGAUCAGCUAAUGAAUUGGCGAUUUUCCUAAAAAAGAUAAUGCUAUCUAAUUAUACUUUAUGUUGGGACAUUUUUCAUCAUUUUCUUUCAAAUUGUAUUGGGUUUGGUAUUAAAAAUUAUUUCAUGCAGCUAAGUUUUAUUCCUAGCAUUUCUUUUUUUCCUCUCUGUUUUUAAAGAUAUUUUUCUUAUCAGAAUCUGUCUAUAUACAAAGGCCCACAAUUAAGUCAGUCCACUCAUGGUAAAGUAAUGUUCUGUUAAAUGCUAUGAAUUUCUUUAUUGCAAAAUGCUGACCACUUAUGUUUGGUGGUGAUAAAAAAAAUAGCUUACCCCUGGGUAUGUGAUAUUUAUUCUUUAAAUAAAUUAGAAUUUUAAAAAACCCACAAAACUGCAGGACAGUUUAUGAAGUAGGUGGCACUAUUAGGGAGCCUUCCUUUAAAGCAAGAAAUCAUGUUAUUUAGAAAUAAAACUAAUCUUAAAUAUACUAUUUCUAAUAAAUAAUAUUUAUAUUUUUAUGAAAUAUAUAUGAAAAUCAAUGUGUUUGCCAAUGUUGGCCAGUGGGAAAGUAUCGGGGGUUUUUACCUGCCUUAUCUGAAUUUUUCUUGAAACUUGAGCUUAAAAUCCAAUAGUUUUUGUGUCCCUUCCUUUCCUGAACAAUUGUCUCCAUUUUUCAAGUGUGUAAGAUAAGGGCUAACGAUGACAUCUCAUAUAUUUUGAGUAAAAAUUAAAAUUGUUUUACAAGUCCUCCUGAA